Zasmidium cellare ATCC 36951 is the source of this 1899-nucleotide messenger RNA. RefSeq lists its product as uncharacterized. The transcript is spliced from 3 exons. The record is from RefSeq and is a predicted model, not a curated record. Lineage: Eukaryota; Fungi; Ascomycota; Dothideomycetes; Mycosphaerellales; Mycosphaerellaceae. The coding region runs from base 1 to 1899 and encodes 632 amino acids.
AUGGACUCACCUCUACCAGCAGACCCUAUCGCCAACUGGCCCUCAAUUUCUGAUCCAGCGGCGAAAGAAGAGGCUUCAAACCUUUUCUCAGCCAUCGCUGGCGCAUACGAGAUCCUCUCAGAUGAAGUUCGAAGAGGACGUUACGAUGCGGCGGUCAAGUUGGCCGAGUUGAGGCGGGAGGCCAUGGAGAGUCGCGGUGGAAGUGGUGCACGUGCGGCAGAAACGACAUCAUCACCGUACAAGGAGUCAACGUCAAGGCCGGGUUACGCCAGCCGUGCAUCAGAACGAGCGGCGCCACGCUAUGAGACCGAGGAACGCCGACCAUCAUACGCCACCAAGGGAGACUACUUCGAUCAGCCACCGCGGGCUACCGCUCGUAAAGAGCCUGAGUAUGAGCGACCGUCAAGAAAACCGACCCACGAUUCGAAGGACAAGUCAUCACGUUCGGCGAAAGAGAGCAAGGAAAGCGAGCGGGAACGAAGGAAAGACAAGACCCGCAAAGCCGAGCGAGAUACCAGGAGGGAUCGAGACCGCAAGUACGCGGCCUACGCUGAACAAGCGUCAGAAAGCGACUCAGAUGAGGUUGCGAGAUGGCAGCGAAAGCUGCGCGAAGAAGAAGAAGUGCGAAGAGCAAAGGAGGAUGAACGAAGGGCUGCGAAAGAUUACUACGAGAAGGCCUACAAACAGCAGCAAGAAGCGGAUGAGGGGGCGUACCACGAUGAGCGUGCGCGCAAGAUGUUCGCCGCCAGUGCUCAAGCACAAGACUACAUUCGCUCAUCUCGCGCUCGACCCAGGCCGGACUCAGAACGCCGUCCAUCACCACAGCGCAUGGGAUCGUCAAAAGACAAGUACGAGUACGUGAGGCGUAACGAUGGAAGGCCAUCCGCUGUGCGACGUGGCUCUGAACGACCGAAGACUACAGGACGUGACACCGAAUCGUCGCGAAAGACUAACACCAGAGAACCUGAGCGUCGUUCAAGUGCUGAGAAGGUGGACGAACCCCGCCGGCCACCUACACUGAACCAGACAAGGUCAUCACCCGCCGAUAUCCACAUUCCUACCGACAAGCCACGCUCGCAGUCGCUUCAAGUGGAUGCAGACACUACUCCGAUUCCCCAAGUCAAGCGAGCCGAGACCAUGCCAUAUGGCAUGCGUCGUGAGAACACUGCCCCGACCAAAGGUUCUGGCUUGAGGCAAACUGAAUUCAACGAAGGUCUUGCCACACCCGCGACGACACCCGAGUAUAACGGGCCAUCCAACGCCAACUCCACCAAGUACAGCUAUGGCCGACAAUACGCUGACGACAUGGAGUAUGCUACCCCCGACGGAUACAAGACAGAAGUCCGAGAACCUCGUGACCGCGAACCACGGGAACGUGAACGCGACACCCGCGACCGCGAGCAAGCCCGCAAUAGUCGUCCGACUUUUGCUCGCAAGAUGACUCGAAGCCCUUCGCCUGUCAAGGAAACCCGCGAGAGCCGUGAGCCAGUCGAGAGCCGAGAAAAGGCUCGCACCAGCUCUGCACGAUACCAAACUUCACCACAGCCACCGCCACUGAAUACGCGCACCACCAGCUACGUGUACGGUGGACCUGGUCAAGGUGUUGAGGCCUACGAUCGAUCUCGUCCUAAUAGUGGCCGGGGAACAAGUCCACGAGACGCGCCAUACCUUUAUGGUGAAGUUCGGUCAGGUGAAGCGCGGCCAGCCUCAGGCUCACCGCGUCAAAAAUAUGGGCCUUACUCACCGCCAGAUGAGGGCGUUCGCUACGGACGGACUAUCCGACCGGAAGACAUCAAGUUUCAGACUGGAAACUACAACUACAAACGAGGUAGUGGCGACCGGCCAAAUGUGAGCCGCCAUGGUUCUGGCAACCCGGUCUAUGCAACUGCUCGCGCGUAG